AUGGAGAGCGCUCCUAACAGCUCAGACUCGGACUACUGCCAUUUCCCUCUUUUCUGUCACAACUUCACCGACUCCAGCAACAACACCACGGGCGCGGACCGGAGGGGACAUCUGAGUGACUUGGGUAACGACACGAACCCGGUCAUCAUUGCAAUUGUGAUCACGGCACUCUACUCCAUAGUGUGCGUAGUGGGGCUGGUUGGAAACGUGUUGGUCAUGUACAUUAUUGUCAGCCAGUGCUUGUGUUACCAGUGCCUCAGUGACGACCUGAACGACUCGUCAUCUCCAGAACGAGCCACUUUGACUUUGUUUGUUUUGAAGUUGACGGGAAAACUCACCUCUCGUGAUCACGAUUGA
Molecule: messenger RNA, 357 nt
Organism: Knipowitschia caucasica
Lineage: Eukaryota; Metazoa; Chordata; Actinopteri; Gobiiformes; Gobiidae
Source: the annotation of a GenBank genome assembly